UCUUCGUGUACGCUUCCUCUCGACUCCUCCUGCGACUCCUUGGCGACCCUUCGAUGCCAGCGGCAUAACACGCACUCUCUCACCCGGACCUGCACUCGCGCCUCGACCGCCUCUCGACACUCUCUCCUCUCUGCGUCUCCUCUAAUCUCCCUUCUCUCCUCUCCAGCCGCCGGCGCCGCUGCAGGCCGUCCGCCGUUGUCGCCGUCGCCAUGUCGCAGCCGAGCGUGGCGCGCUCGCCGCUGCUCUCGUCCGGCGCCGUCGAGGCGUCUCCCGACCUGCCGGCCUCUGGCUCGCGGCUCCGCGUCUCUGCCCGUUCCGAGAAUCUGCCGGCAUCCGUCAGCGUGCCUGCUCCCUGGCAGCCAGAGCCGGUGCGCCCCUCACACGCCGGCAACGUCGUCACGGCGCACGUCCAGCCGGCCAAGGCCGCAGCCUCCGCACCGGCAGCUUCGCUCCAGUCGGGCAAGGCAGCCCAGCUCGAGCGUGCUCCGUCUGCUGAGGCCAAAGCUGCGAACGGACGUGGGGCUGCCGCGCCUCCGCCGGCAGCUGCUGUUGUAGCGAAGCAGCCGCCUGCGCCUGCGAGCGCCACGCAGCAGCAGGCACAGCCGCAAGAGGAGGCACCGCCGCCGCCGCCGACGUACGAGCAGCGCGAUGCGCUGGUGCAGCACGUCUACAAGGCGGCGCGGGCGCGCCAGUACCAGAAGUGGCUCAACCUGCUUGACUUCAGCUGGUUUGCCAGCCAGCACCACCUGAGUCCGUACAGCCGGCUCAAGUUUGGCGCACAGGGCUCGCGCUACGCCUAUCUGCCGCUAUCUGUGCAGCACCCGAGCCUCGUGGAGGACACACUACACAAGCAAGAGUACAACGAGCAGCGAGCGGCUGCCUGGCUGCGCAUGCGCCGCGAUCGCCGCGCCGCCGAGCGUGCGGCUGCCAGGGCGCAGGUGGCGGCACGGCAGCCAAGUUCCUCCCCCUGCGGCGUCAAGCGCCCGCACUCGGACGGCGUCGAGGAGGUGGAGAGCGAUGCGGGACAUGACCGCGCCCGCCCUGAUGGCCUCGAGGCAGACAUGCAGGACGCGAUGAUGCAGAACAUCGGCAGCUCCUCCGGACGCACUGCCGAUGCGGCGGCUGAUGCUACAGUGGUAGGCACACGAGCGAGCACGACGAGCAGUGCCGAUGGCGCGCCUCCGCAGGCUCGCGAUGGUUCCGGCGUGGUCGUCACAGGACAGCUGGACCGCGAGGUGGUCAUGACGCAGGAGAAGGAGCGUAUCUCGGGCAUGCCGCAGCCUGAGGCGAGCGGCUCGUCUGCACCGCCGCAGUCCGUCGCAUCCAUGCCGCAGGAGGCGCAGGUUGCUCUCGCGAUGAAGACGAGCGACACCCACCCGAUCAAGUGAGUGUCCCGUCCGCGUGACCCUCGACCGCAGCUGACAUGUGCUCGACUCGCAGCAUCAGCCUGAUUGUGCCGCCGGAGCUGCUCGAGACGAUCUUGCGGGAGGUGAUGCCCUCGCUACCGACUCGGCUGGUCGAGACGUCUGCCUCUUUGACAACACCAGCCAAGGCGCGCGGAAGCGACGCGCCCGCUGCU
This is a messenger RNA of Tilletiopsis washingtonensis, 1579 nucleotides long. RefSeq lists its product as hypothetical. The transcript has 2 exons. NCBI's taxonomy places the organism in Eukaryota, Fungi, Basidiomycota, Exobasidiomycetes, Entylomatales. The record is from RefSeq and is a predicted model, not a curated record. Bases 210 to 1388 code for a protein of 392 amino acids.